AUUACAACUACGCUGGUGAACACUACACUCGCAGUAGAUAGUGUAGCUGACGUGAUACGAGAUGUGAAGACGAAGAAUAUCGAGUACCUGAACAUAUCGUACUACGAUGAUUAUGGGAAUGUGUUUGAGGAUAUUACAACUAAUCCCUUCGAGAACUACACUCAGGACUUCUUGACAAUCGAUUACAGCAAUCGAACACUGACACGAACGGAUCUCGCUGUGGAGUAUGAAAAGUAUGAUGGGUACGUGAAUAUGAAAUAUGGAUUGUUCCGCAUCAGCUACGAUUAUCACACCAAGGCUGGAUAUAAAUCCGAGACCCGAUCGUGGGGAGGAGAUCUUAUGUUCCACUAUCCCAAUCAGAUGUGGGCAUUUACGCUGCUGCUAGUAGCUGGGGCACUUACUUUCAUGGCAAUGAUCCUAACAGCGACCAUCUAUGCCUUCUUUGUCAAGGACAAGUCUCGUGUGUAUGGCAUUGCAGUGGUAUAUGUGUGGUUCACCAUAUGCACGCUACUGUUAGCGAUACUUAUGUUCCCGGUCAGUUUUGCGAACCUACAGACUUACCAUGUGGGCUGGUGGAACCCUGAGAACCCAAAAAGCUCUUUAAUGUGUGGAGAAAGUGCAAACUACUACAACUCCGGCGAUUGCUCGGUAGGAUGGUCGUACAUGCUAGUUGUCUUCGCCUUCUUCACUGCGGUGUUCAGUUAUCACACAACUCGAAUUGCGCUGGAUAAACCAAAGGGAGACCUGACUUCCGCCAUCGAUACUGGUUUCGCGUGCGAGCUUUAA
Messenger RNA from Sphaeroforma arctica JP610, 786 nucleotides. RefSeq lists its product as hypothetical. Gene Ontology annotation, cellular component: membrane. The annotation marks the transcript as partial. NCBI's taxonomy places the organism in Eukaryota, Ichthyosporea, Ichthyophonida. The transcript has a single exon. The record is from RefSeq and is a predicted model, not a curated record.